CUCACGGCGGCCGCCAACCUGCUCCUCAUCGCGCUCAUCUGCACGCAGCCGGCGCUGCGCAACACAUCUAACUUCUUCCUGGUGUCGCUCUUCACCUCGGACCUGAUGGUGGGGCUGGUGGUGAUGCCCCCCGCCAUGCUCAACGUGCUGUACGGGCGCUGGGUGCUGGCGCGCGGCCUCUGCCUGCUCUGGGCCGCCUUCGACGUGAUGUGCUGCAGCGCGUCCAUCCUCAACCUCUGCCUCAUCAGCCUGGACCGCUACCUGCUCAUCCUGUCGCCGCUGCGCUACAAGCUGCGCAUGACGCCCUCGCGCGCCCUGGCGCUCAUCCUGGGCGCCUGGAGUCUGGCCGCCCUCGCCUCCUUCCUGCCCUUGCUGCUGGGCUGGCAUGAGCUGGGCCACUCUCGGGCGCCCGCCCCGGGCCAGUGCCGCCUGCUGGCCAGCCUGCCCUUCGUCCUCGUGGCGUCCGGCCUCACCUUCUUCUUGCCGUCGGGUGCCAUCUGCUUCACCUACUGCAGAAUCCUGCUGGCUGCCCGCAAGCAGGCCGUGCAGGUGGCCUCUCUUACCACCGGCACGGCUGGCCAGGCCUUGGAGACUCUGCAGGUGCCCAGGACCCCACACCCAGGGGUGGAGUCUGCUGACAGCAGGCGUCUGGCCACCACCCACAGCAGGAAGGCCGUGAAGGCAAGCCUGACCCUGGGCCUCCUGCUGGGCAUGUUCUUUGUGACCUGGUUACCCUUCUUUGUGGCCAACAUCGUCCAGGCCGUGUGUGACUGCAUCUCCCCAGGCCUCUUCGAUGUCCUCACGUGGCUGGGGUACUGUAACAGCACCAUGAACCCCAUCAUCUACCCACUUUUCAUGCGUGACUUCAAGCGGGCCCUGGGCAGGUUUCUGCCCUGCCCGCACUGUCCCCAGGAGCGCCGGGCCAGCCUGGCCUCCCCCUCCAUGCGGACCUCUCACAGCGGGGCACGGCCUGGCUUGAGCUUGCAGCAGGUGCUGCCGCUGCCACUGCCUCCGGACUCCUCAGACUCAGACUCGGGUGGCUCCUCCGGCCUGCAGCUCACGGCCCAGCUGCUGCUGCCUGGAGAGGCCACCCGGGAACCCCCUCCGCCCACCAGGCCUGCCGCUGUGGUCAACUUCUUCAACAUUCACCCGGCGGAGCCCGAGCUGCGGUUGCACCCACUUGGUACCCCCACGAACUGACGAGGCUUGGGGCCUCCCAGCGGCAGCUGCAGGGACCAUCUCCCUGAGGCCCUCAGCGAACUCCUGGCUAAGGCCAAGCAACUGCAGGUGUCUUGGGAGCCUUCUGAACUUCCGAGAGGGCUGUGCACUGAGCCAGCGCCUCACGUUGCUCCAGAGGUUCCGCCGCUGAGAAUGAGUCCAGGAUGCUGCCGGAUUGUGGGACCUCUUGGUUCAGAUUAGGUUAAAACAAUCCUGACCUUUGUUCCUUCUCUCAGGCGAGUGGUGGUGGGGAACACUUUUUCUGUGGAUUGGGGUUCAUGCGUGCGGUCCUCUGACCAUCAGCGACCUCCUCGCCUCCUGGGCAUUUGUGCAGAGCACACCUUGCCUGCCUCAGAUCUGCCAGGUUGGGAUUGGAUGUUAAGAAGGUCCCUGGAGCUACGGUCCGAGACGUGCUGGCUGACGUGAUUAACCCCAAGGAGGACUCGCUGGACACGUCUCAGACCUGCCAGCCCCCAGGAUGUAAAUGGCAGUCAGCAAAACCCCUGAGGCUGGGCCAGGCAGGCACAGCUUUGGAUCUCUGCUCACCCUCCUCGCUCUGGGGCCUCACAGGUCCCUUAACCUCUCUGAGUCGUGGGUGUCUCAGGAGUAAAGUGGGGGUAACAGUGCCACUCUCUCAAAUCCAGAUUUCCACCACCUGCCUCUGGUUCUGCAACUCCUUUUCUGGGUGCCAGGUGGGGCUCCCAUUGCUCAGGGACCCUCCCAGCUCCCGGCCCCUGCCGGCCCUCCUGGGCAGAGGGGCCGGUGGCAACUUCCUGUUCAACCUCAGGGAUGGGUUUUGCUCCACCCUGGGCUUGCCUGGACCUGGAAGGGAGCAGCUCAUGGAAUAAACCCAGUCCCUUGUCCUGCCUCUUUCUAGCCUUCCCUGGGGCCUCUGAGAGAGACUGGAAUGGUGGCCACUUAGGCCCACAGGGCAGUUGGAGAACUGUCCCUGGUGUGGGUGGGGCAACAGGCAGGAGGGUAGACGCUUCUGGGGCAGCGGGUGCAGUUUACCCGCUGUACUGGGGUUUUGUUAAAGCCUCCAAGUUCUGUCGCCCUCCCACUCCCAAACUCCCAGGGGCCUCUGCGUGAGGCCUGGAGCUCUCCUUGGUGCUGAUCAGAUUCAACUCGGUCCUGGCUGCUGGCUGCUGGCUGCUGCUGGCUGCAGAGGGGCCAUGGUGCUUGCUGGGGCUCCUCAGUUGCCACCAGGCCUGCCGAGGGGGCCUGUCAAUAAACCCAAGA
Messenger RNA from Fukomys damarensis (Damara mole-rat), 2457 nucleotides. It is a transcript of the gene Htr6, whose product is annotated as 5-hydroxytryptamine receptor 6. The record is from RefSeq and is a predicted model, not a curated record. Gene Ontology annotation, biological process: chemical synaptic transmission; G protein-coupled receptor signaling pathway, coupled to cyclic nucleotide second messenger. NCBI's taxonomy places the organism in Eukaryota, Metazoa, Chordata, Mammalia, Rodentia, Bathyergidae. The annotation marks the transcript as partial. Gene Ontology annotation, cellular component: dendrite; membrane. The transcript is spliced from 3 exons. Gene Ontology annotation, molecular function: G protein-coupled serotonin receptor activity; neurotransmitter receptor activity.